AAAUCAAAUCACAUUGGAGAAAUGUGCUUAAACAAGAGGAACUAAACUAUUGUCCGCUGAUUGUCCACAUAAACAACUACACGAACAGCAACAGCAACAAAGCGGGAUUCCGCUGUUUUUCAUUGCAAGUUCUAUGGUCCCAUCUUGUUCAUUAGCUUACUAUGGGUGACCGACGCAAGUCAACUACGCGGAAACUCCGCUGCAGCGCCCCCGUAAUCGAAGUUCCCACUGAAAGCGGCUCAGUUACCGUUCCCUGUCACAUGCCACAAAUCGAGAGUUCUAUAACUAUAUCAGUGCAACCGACCUAUACGCUGUUGAUUAUGGAGUUGGAUAGAAGAAGCAUUCCGGAAUCUGUGUACACCUACUAUGAAGCUGAUGACGGAAUGCUUCACGUUGUAUACGAUAGGAUCUUUGUCGUUGAAUCCCUGGCGAAGCUUGGCAGUCAGAUGCUCACCGGUGCACAGCACACGGCUGAGACUAGUGACUGUUACUACGAGGUGACCACGCACAUCGCGCAUACUUUUCGUUUCUCAAAGCAAGCCUAUCUACUUAUGUCUGCUCGGGUAAGACAGAAUUGUAGAACUGUUUUAAUAACUGUGGCUCAUGCCACGGAGGAGCGCACACGAAGUGAAUCAUCUGAAGAGGUUGAAUGAAAACCCUGAUUCUGAGAAUAAAUUUCCUGCAAUACAUCCUACCUGCUUUGUUGAAGCGUUUUCAUUUGUUUAACCACAACCUUGUUAGUUUAAUAAACGUCUGCAAUAU
Molecule: messenger RNA, 762 nt
Organism: Dicrocoelium dendriticum
Lineage: Eukaryota; Metazoa; Platyhelminthes; Trematoda; Plagiorchiida; Dicrocoeliidae
Source: the annotation of a GenBank genome assembly